Gossypium raimondii (Peruvian cotton) is the source of this 831-nucleotide messenger RNA. RefSeq names its product STS14 protein. NCBI's taxonomy places the organism in Eukaryota, Viridiplantae, Streptophyta, Magnoliopsida, Malvales, Malvaceae. The transcript has a single exon. The coding region runs from base 132 to 659 and encodes 175 amino acids. The record is from RefSeq and is a predicted model, not a curated record.
CUGAAAACCAGAAUCACAUUCACAAAGUUGUCUCUUAAUUCAAUGGGGGACCAAUCCUCUGCAACUCUAUAAAUUCUUGCCACCAACAGAAACCAUUAACCCUCAUCUCAAAACACCACCCAACACCCAAAAUGGCCUACGCCUUGAUUACAAUUCUACUCCUAGCCAUUUACCACCACACGGCCCAAAGUGCAGCAGCACCACCAGCAACCACAGCUCCACCAUCAAUGCUGCCACCAGCAGCCAGAGACUUCCUCCAAGCCCACAACCAAGCAAGAGCUGCAGUAGGUGUCGCACCUCUCAAAUGGAGCCAACAACUAGCCAAUGCUUCAAGUCUCAUCGCAAGGUACCAAAGGAACAAAAUGGGUUGUCAGUUCGCAAACCUGACAAACCACAAGUACGGAGCAAACCAGUUAUGGGGUAGCGGAGCCGCCGUGACGCCGCUCAUGGCGGUGGAAACUUGGGUAAAAGAGAAAGAUUAUUAUGACUAUGGGACUAAUACUUGUGCACCGAAUCAUAAAUGUGGUGUUUAUACUCAAGUUGUUUGGAAGAAUUCUUCGGAUUUGGGUUGCUCACAAGCUACAUGCAAGGAUCAAGUUACUUUAACUAUUUGUUUUUAUAAUCCUCCUGGUAAUUAUAUAGGUGAGAAACCAUACUAGAACAAAACCAGCUAUAUAUAUGUGUGUGUGUAUGUAUAGCUUGUUGCAGGAUCUGAUCUGAUCUGAUCUGAGAGUUAUUCUGGGAAAUUUCUUGAUUAUGUAGGCAAGUAGGUAACAAUGUUGUAUCAUCUUAAAUCCAUAACUUUGGAUCUAAAUAAAAACCAGUUCUGAA